Messenger RNA from Hydatigera taeniaeformis, 753 nucleotides. The record is from the annotation of a GenBank genome assembly. NCBI's taxonomy places the organism in Eukaryota, Metazoa, Platyhelminthes, Cestoda, Cyclophyllidea, Taeniidae.
AUGGCGGAUAUCAAGUUUUUUGCGGAAAAUCCAGCGAACGACCUGUUCACUGAUGACGAAGAUGUGGAGUCUUCAUUUACUCAGCCCUUCUCUUCUCAACCACAUACUUCUCCUACUGAUGGCGAUAUCCCCUUAAAGCGACGCAAACUUACUAGGGGCAAACAGAAGAUCCCCAUUUCUUUUAUGCAAGAUCGUGUGCGACGUUGUUCAACUUUUUCAAAGCGCAAAACCGGUCUCAUGAAGAAGGCAUUUGAGUUGGCUGAACUUACAGGGGCUGAGGUACUUCUGCUUGUCGCUUCGGAAACCAAUCAUGUGUACACAUUUACAACAAAUCGCCUGAAAGCGAUCAUAGACUCGGACCAGGGAAGGGAGUUGAUCCAGUCCUGCCUUGGUUCGCGCGGUCAAACUACCACAUCUUCACUAUCGUUGCCGUCCUUGCCACCGGCCUUGGGACAGCAGCAGCCCAACCAGUCUCGUGUUGAUGAGAAUAGCCAAGGCGAUGAUAGGCUGGCAGCUACAGAGACGGAACCCCAAACCCUUUCAAUCCACAUGAUUGAUGGCUCCUUGCUCCACUUACCAGUCACCUUUCCGGGUGGAUCAGACUUGGUGUUACCCUUUUUGCCCACAGGGGACGUGCGCUCUCGACAAAUGGCAGAAAAACCUGUUGCCCCACCGGCGUGCCUAACCGCUACGAACGUUGAAGAUCAACCUCAGACCCCUGCAACGACUGGGAACAGUGCAGUGAUACAGUGA